CCUGUGGUUCUGGAGCCACCGCAGCACUUUUAUUCUGAAACUCUCAGACUGGAAGCAGAUCUCUGUGGUCCUCUUAACCAGACGCGCUUCAAGCAGUUCUCUGAGUUGGGACUUUGCUGCCGGACCCGUUGGAUCUGGACCAUGGUCCCGGUGUCUUCUUUGCUCUGACCCUCCAGCUGGUUCGCGGAGCUCCAGCAUGCUGCAGCCGGAAAACCACUCCUCCUGCUGGACCGACCUCCAGAAGACGAACCGGACCGCGGGGGAGUCCGGAGCGGAGGUGGUGAUCGUGCCGGUGGUGUUCGGGCUGAUCUUUGUGGUUGGGGUGCUCGGGAACUCCCUGGUGAUGCUGGUUAUUGGCAGGGUAAAACCCAGCGGCGGUGCGCGGGCACUCAGCCCCACCAACAUCUUCAUCGUCAACCUUAGCGUGGCGGACCUCCUCUUCCUCCUCUUCUGCGUCCCGCUCCACGCCACCAUCUACUCUCUGCCCGAAUGGGUGUUCGGAGCCUUCCUCUGCAAGUUCGGACACUUCUUCACCAUGGUCAGCAUGCUAGUCAGCAUCCUCACACUCGUGGCCAUGUCCGUGGACCGCUACAUCGCCGUGGUGCGCUCCAAGAGCUCUGCGUGCGUCCGGAGCCGCAGGAAUGCGCUGGUCGGACUGUGCGUCAUUUGGACAAUGUCCUUGCUGUGUUCGGUGCCGGUGGCUCAGAACUAUGUGCUAACCAACCACCCCAGCGCUCCGAACAAGACUUUCUGCUGGGAAAAGGGGUUUGGAGCGUCGCGGCGCUCCUACAAGGUGUCCAUCCUGCUGCUGGGCUUCGUGCUGCCGCUGCUGCUCAUCUGCUGCUGCUACAUCAGGGUUUUGUGGCACCUCCAUGAAAAGCUGAAGAACAUGUCCAAGAGGUCUGAGCUCUCCAAACGAAAGACGGCGCAGACCAUCCUCCUGGUCGUCACCGGCUUCACCAUCUGCUGGAUGCCACACCACAUCAUCGCCAUGUGGGCGGAGUUUGGCAGCUUCCCGCUGAACAACGCCACCUUUGCUUUCCGCAUCGUCUCCCACUGCCUAUCCUACGGCAACUCCUGCAUUAACCCCAUCCUCUACGCCUUCCUGUCAGAGAAUUUCCGCAAAGCCUGCCGCCAGGUCUUCGCCCGCCACCUGCUGUACACUCCGCCAGUCGACGGGAAGGUGGUUCGAUUCCGCAUGGACAACUUCUCCGCCACACACUCCAGCACCAACAUCUGAGGCAGUUCCUUCAGGACAAAGCCUGGGAAGCUGAAGGUCCUGCUGGUCACAUGACGGCAGGGGCUGCAGGUGAUUGGCUGCUGUGGUCAGCCUGUACUGCAGCUGGAGAAGAACCUUUCUCAACAGGACAGUGCAUGGAGCAUUUCUUAUUUGUAAUUUUCUGAACUUGACCACAAACUGAAUGUUUCUCUUCUAUUUUAAGGUGAAAAGUUCUCAACUUUCUGCGGGACUUCAACUGAGACCAUUGCGUACAAAGGCUGUGAUUUUGGUUCUAAUUUACAGCACAUUAAUAUAAAUACAUCACAUCAAUGUACACUUAUUUACAGACUUGUAAAGGUUUGAACUGUUAAUAAAGUUUCUAAAGAGG
Messenger RNA from Fundulus heteroclitus (mummichog), 1607 nucleotides. RefSeq names its product galanin receptor 1b (gene galr1b). The record is from RefSeq and is a predicted model, not a curated record. The transcript has 3 exons. Gene Ontology annotation, molecular function: G protein-coupled peptide receptor activity. Gene Ontology annotation, biological process: neuropeptide signaling pathway. The coding region runs from base 197 to 1240 and encodes 347 amino acids. Gene Ontology annotation, cellular component: membrane. Lineage: Eukaryota; Metazoa; Chordata; Actinopteri; Cyprinodontiformes; Fundulidae.